UGCUGUCGCUCUCGCGCAUCGCAGGUGUCAACGGAGCAAGCGUCUAUGCUGCAGCUGCGAGAGUGAGGAACCCUAUCUGCCCCAUCGGAAAAUAUUAGUCCUCCUAAGAGGGCGGCAGUACAGAUCGGACGGUAUGAAAAUGUUCGAAUGAGACCGUGAGCUCGUGUCUGUUGCCAGGGCAGAUUUAAGCGUGGAACAGGGCGGCUUCCCGGACUGUAGACAGCGGGCUCGCGGAGCGUCUUCAGCGGGGAAAGCUGCAGUCCUGCUGCCGCCGCUGCUGCUACAAUGUUCGUGCAGGAGGAGAAGAUCUUUGCAGGCAAAGUCCUGAAGGUCCACGUCUGUACUAUGGAGGGCACUGAGUGGCUGGAGGAAGUGACGGAAGACACCACUAUAGAGAAACUCAAAGAGAAAUGCUUGAAGCAUUAUGUCCACGGAAGUCUAGAGGAUCCUAAAACUCUUACACAUCACAAACUCAUUCAUGCUGCCACUGAGAGAAUUCUCACCGAAUCCAAAACAGUUGCUGAGGAAAAUCUUAAAGAAAAAGAUUGCUUAUUAUUGAUAAAGAAAAGACCUCCACUGGCUCCACCAAAAAUGGCUGACAUAUCUUCUGAAGAGAAGAAAAAGCAAGAGAACAAAGCACCAGAUAAGGAAGCCAUCCUCAAAGCCACAGCAAACCUGUCCACUCGUAACACUGACCGUACUGUAACUCAGCACAACAUCAGAGAUUUUCAGACAGAGCUGAGGAAGAUUCUGGUCUCGCUUAUUGAGGUGGCUCAGAAGCUGCUGGCAAUGAAUCCAGAUGCCGUUGAGCUCUUCAAAAAGGCCAAUGCUAUGCUGGAUGAGGACGAUGAGGACCGUGUGGAUGAAACGGCCCUGCAGCAGCUGACUGAGAUGGGUUUCCCUGAGAGUCGUGCUGUGAAGGCUCUGCGCUUAAAUCACAUGUCUGUGACCCAGGCUAUGGAGUGGCUGAUUGAGCAUGUAGAUGACCCCAUGGUUGACACGCCUCUGCCGGGACAGGACACGCCAGGGGCAGGGGCAGUGGCAGCGGCCGCUGCAGCCCCAGCUCCAGCCCCCGUCCCAGUCCCAGCACCUGCCCCUGGUCUUUCUGCUACAGUUUUAGGAGCCCGUGCCCGUCUUUCGUCCCAGGCCAGCAUAGAGGAGGCCAAACAGGACGAACUGACAGAGAUCUUUAAAAGGAUCAGAAGGAAAAGAGAGUUCAGGCCUGACUCACGGGCAGUGAUUGCGCUGAUGGAGAUGGGAUUCGAUGAGAAGGAGGUGGUUGACGCCCUCCGUGUCAAUAAUAAUCAACAGGAUGCAGCUUGUGAAUGGCUGCUAGGUGACAGAAAGCCCACCCCUGAGGAUCUGGACAAGGGCAUUGAUACCAACAGUCCACUGUUUCAGGCCAUUCUGGAGAACCCCGUCGUACAGCUUGGUCUCACAAAUCCCAAGACUCUUCUAGCGUUUGAGGACAUGCUGGAGAACCCGUUGAACAGCACGCAGUGGAUGAACGACCCUGAGACAGGUCCCGUCAUGCUCCAGAUCUCAAGAAUCUUCCAGACACUCAACCGCACGUAAAGCACACCUCAUCUCUGGAGCAGCCGGAACCACAGAAUAGGGGAAAAGGUCAAGCAUUUAUAAGAGAAGAGUGUGUGUGUCUGUGUGUGUGUGUGUGUGUGUGUGUGUGUAUGUGGCAUAACUGUUGUUUUAAGUAAAGUCACAGAAAAUGAAUGUAAAAAUACAUUGAUGACAUUUCACACCGUUAUACAGAGGAAAAUAUCUAUUUAUAACUCCACACAACACUUGUACAAAAACAAUAUAAGCAGUAACCUAAUGAUAAAUUGCUAACUUCAUUAAUUAGCCUAGUUUUUUAUGUUUUAAUAAGAUUUGUUUUAAUUAUAUUAAGCACAUGCU
Rhinichthys klamathensis goyatoka is the source of this 1911-nucleotide messenger RNA. RefSeq names its product UBA domain containing 1 (gene ubac1). The coding region runs from base 286 to 1575 and encodes 429 amino acids. Lineage: Eukaryota; Metazoa; Chordata; Actinopteri; Cypriniformes; Leuciscidae. The record is from RefSeq and is a predicted model, not a curated record. The transcript is spliced from 10 exons. Gene Ontology annotation, molecular function: protein binding.